AUGAGGCCUCUGGCGAUCGGGAGUAGGAAGAACCGCGGCGUAUCCCUGGGGCUCCUGGCCCUCUUCCUGGCCGCAGCCCAGUGUCUGCAAAGUCAGGGCGUGUCACUGUACAUCCCCCAGUCCGCCAUCAAUGCCACGGUGGAGGAGGACAUCCUGCUCUCGGUUGAGUACUCCUGCCAUGGCAUCCCCACCAUCGAGUGGAAGUAUACGUCUAACUGGGGAGCGCAGAAGCUCGUCGAGUGGAAGCCAGGGACUCAGGCCAACAUCUCCCAGAGCCACAAGGACCGACUCUGCACCUUCGACAACGGCUCCAUCCAGCUCUUCAGUGUGGGCGUGAGGGAUUCCGGCUACUACGUCAUCACGGUGACGGAGCGCCUGGGGAGCAGCCAGUUUGGCACCAUCGUGCUGCACGUGUCAGAGAUCCUCUACGAAGACCUCCAUUUUGUUGCCGUCUUCCUCGCUUUCCUCGCUGCUGUGGCUGCGCUGUUAAUCAGCCUCAUGUGGGUGUGUAACAAGUGUGCAUACAAAUUCCAGAGGAAGAGAAGACACAAACUCAAAGAGAGCACCACCGAGGAGAUCGAGCUGCAGGAUGUGGAGUGUUAG
Molecule: messenger RNA, 603 nt
Organism: Enhydra lutris kenyoni (northern sea otter)
Lineage: Eukaryota; Metazoa; Chordata; Mammalia; Carnivora; Mustelidae
Product: V-set and transmembrane domain containing 5
Exons: 4
Coding region: 1-603 (200 amino acids)
Biological process (GO): positive regulation of excitatory synapse assembly; filopodium assembly
Cellular component (GO): dendrite; axon; plasma membrane
Source: RefSeq, a predicted model, not a curated record